Messenger RNA from Hydatigera taeniaeformis, 1419 nucleotides. The record is from the annotation of a GenBank genome assembly. Lineage: Eukaryota; Metazoa; Platyhelminthes; Cestoda; Cyclophyllidea; Taeniidae.
AUGCCUAUCACGAUUCGCCAGCGCAUAGUCGAGUAUGAGUUGUGUGAUAUGGUCACAGAGAUUGACGCCAGAAAUUGGAACGACAUUCGCGAAGUAGCCAGUCCGAUUACUGGGCUUUUUGCACCAGUAAGCUUUGCUGUCCGUCAAGGAUGGAUUCAACUAGGCGGCACGAAUGAGUACAUCGACCCUACAACUGGUCACACUAUUCCACUCGAGACAGCACUGGCACAGGGUCGCAUUCGAUUUUCGAAUGUUGCUUCUACCAACGGCAAUUUUACAUCCUCUCUUGUCUUCAUUGAGCGUGAGUCAGCUGUACGAGAAAAGGCGGAUGUGACCUUCGUACUUAACACUGUUAAUAGGGAAUACAUUCCAAUACGCAAGGCUCAAUCUGAUGGACUAGUGCGUGAGGAUGAUAAACAAAUAACCUGGGUGUUGGACAGCCUUUGCAAUAAAUGGAUUACAGCUGAGGAGGCUAUAUCGCAAAACAUACUUAAAGUUGAUAAGAUUUAUGAUCAAGAAAGCGAUGAAGAAUUGAUGAGGAGACAGCAACAAAGCGUGGUCCGCGCUUACCACGUGACUGCUAUAAAACCAGGUGGCGAACCCUGCGAGUGGCUCAGACCGGAAGACGCAGUUCGACUUGGUCUAUUCAACAGACAAACCGGUGAUGUUGCUGUUGAUUGGCCCUCACGCCCAUCUUAUAAGCCAGAAGCAUCAGAAUUUUCAGUGUCUCAAUGGUGCAACUUUCUUACCGCUCGAAAAGCUGGAUGGAUUCGCGUUAUACCCGAGAUGAACAUUAACAAAUGGAUACCUCUGAGUCAACCAAGUGGAUCUAACGGUAACAGACGCCUGCUGUCAACGUCUGUCAGUCUUCUUUCAAGCCGAGCUGGAAUACUAAAUCAUAGUCACUCUGAUACCUACAAGCUAAAUGAUUACCAAAGAAAUGGACGUACUCAGCCUGUCUUUAGACAAUUUCGUUUCUAUACCCCUGGCACAAUGUCUCAACAUCAACAUAGGAGCUACUCUCACUCACCAGAGUAUGGAACAGAGAGUUCAAGAACCCCACCAUACUUGAAUGAAGUUGGUGAAUUCGAGCACAGCGAUGUCUAUGCCCUUUCUUCCUCUAUUCAGGAACAAAUGGAAACCUCUGAAGAACAAUUAUUGCACCGCGAACACAAUUUAGAAACCUCGCGGACAUUGGAAGAGGGAGAUAUUCAAUUUUACAGCUACCCAACACCUAGUUAUCCCUCUAAUGUUCCUAUAAGCACGAUUCGGCAUGAAUUUGAGGAGGUUCAUGCAUAUGAAGAUCAAUCCUCAACGUGGUCAAGAAGUCGACAAUACGUCGGCGAAGUUGAUGAACAGACCAGAUACUCUAGAUGUGCUCAAUUCAGCCAGUACACAGAUAGCGAUAAAAGGCAGUGA